AUGUCAUGUUCAAAAAUAUUUUCAGGAAAUUUACCUGAAUUAACUUAUAAAGUUAUAAAAUAUUUUCAAAAUGAUUAUUCUACUUUACAUUCAUGCAUUUUAGUUAACAGAUUAUGGUGUCGUUUAGCGAUUCCAUUAUUAUGGGAAAAUCCAUUUUCAAUUCCUACUGGAAACUAUAAAUUUAUUGAAGUUUAUUUAAAUAAUUUAAAUGAUGAUUUUAAAACAAAAUUAAAUGAGCAUAAAAUUAUUAAUAAUUCAUUACCUUUAAAUACACUGUUCAAUUAUCCUAAAUUUUUAAAAAAUUUGAAUAUAUAUAAAUUUAUUUUCUCUGUUGAAAAAUGGUUUGAAACGACUAUUAGAACUAUAAAACCAGAAAAUAGAUUAUAUUCAGUAUCAGAUUUUAUAAGAUUAAUUGAUAUAUCAUUAUUUAAAAUUUUUAUUGAAAAUGAAGUAUAUUUACAUACUCUUGAAAUUGAGAUCUCAGGUACUUAUUAUAACACAUAUAUUGAUAAUAUUCUUGAAUUAAUUUUACAAAAUCCAAAUUUUAUUUAUAAUAUUAGAAAUUUAAAACUUUAUAUUAGUAGUUCAACUGAUUUCUGGUUUUAUACCAAUAGUAAUGAAUAUACAUUAAUUAAAUAUCAUAUAUUUCAAAUAAUUAAUUUACGUCAAAAUCUUAAAAAAAUUUUUUUAAGUUAUGAUAAUUUUUCUUUAUAUCAAUCAUUAUUAUUAUCAAAAGAUUAUAAUUGUUCAAAUACUUUAAAUACAAUCAUUUUUUAUUAUAUCGAUUUUAAAAGUAUAAUUAAUUUAAAUGAAAUAUUUGAACAAUUAAAUGUUUUAGAAUCCGUUCAUAUAAUUAAUUGUUAUUCCUUAAGUAUCAGUUUUACUCAACAAAUUAUUAAUUUAACUAAACCAUUUAAAUUAAAAUCUUUAUUUAUAAAUGAGAUAUCACAAAUUGAGCCAUUAGAAUUAUUAUUCCAAAAAUCUGGUGAUUAUUUAGAAAAUUUUGGGUAUGAUUUUGGAUUUAUUUAUAACUUAUUAUUUAAACAACAAUUAUUAGAAUUAAUUAUAAAAUAUUGUAAAAAUAUCAGAUUUCUUGAUUCAUGUGGAAAUGAUGACCGGAUUAUUCAUCUAGUAUUCAAUUUAAUUGAAAAUAUAAAACAAAAUCUUAAUUAUCUUUCGAUCAGUACAUCAUCAUAUGAUAAUAAUCGUGAAUGUAGUUCAAUUAUAUUACAAAAUUUAGGACAAAUUCUUCCUACUAAAUUAGAAUAUUUACGUUUAAGUAUUCAUCAUAUUAAAAUAAGUGAUUUUGAAGUAUUUCUAAAAAAUUCUCAAGAUACUUUUAUUAAGAAAUUAUUGAUUCAUAACACUACAGGUCAAGAUAUUUUACCCUCUAUAAAAAAUUAUAUUAUGAAAAAGAAAAAAGUUAAAUAUUUGUCUAUUUAUAAUUCUUACUUUGUAGCUAGAUUAUAUGAUAUUGUAGAUCAUAGUAGUGAUUUGUUUUCAUUUAAUAAUGAAGUGAAGGAAUUUGGAUUAUAUAAUAUUAAAGUACAAAGUUAUUCUAGCUUAAUGAUUCGCUUAAGUGAUUUUGUAAAGGAACUUGAUUAA
Molecule: messenger RNA, 1605 nt
Organism: Rhizophagus irregularis DAOM 181602=DAOM 197198
Lineage: Eukaryota; Fungi; Glomeromycota; Glomeromycetes; Glomerales; Glomeraceae
Source: RefSeq, a predicted model, not a curated record